Amborella trichopoda is the source of this 1228-nucleotide messenger RNA. RefSeq names its product GDP-mannose transporter GONST3. Lineage: Eukaryota; Viridiplantae; Streptophyta; Magnoliopsida; Amborellales; Amborellaceae. The record is from RefSeq and is a predicted model, not a curated record.
UUUCGUUCAGAACCCUGAAAUGGGCCUUAAACAAUGAAAGCAUGAAAUUUAUGGACAUUUGAUUCAUUUAGCUUAGUGCUUGAAAUCCUUCCAGAUGACAAGUGAUACAGCAAACACCAAUGCUGAGAUAUGCAAAGCCACUGAUAAAUCAGCUGAAGAGGCCCAGCCUUUCUUUUCCCAAACUUUCACUCAUUUGUUACAAGUUGCUUCAGUCUAUGGAGUUGCAGCUGGAUACUGCAUCUCUGCAUCUUUGUUGUCUAUAAUCAACAAAUGGGCAGUCAUCAAAUUCCCCUACCCUGGAGCCCUGACGGCAUUGCAGUAUUUCACGAGCACUGCCGGCGUCGUUGUUUGUGGGCAGCUCAAGCUCCUGGAGCACGAUCCCCUCGAUCUUCGAAAAAUGUGGAGCUUCUUGCCAGCUGCUGUGAUGUUCUAUAUUUCUCUCUUCACAAACAGUGAGCUUCUCCUCCAUGCGAAUGUCGAUACUUUCAUUGUUUUCAGGUCGGCCGUACCCAUAUUCGUCGCCAUAGGAGAGACCCUCUUCCUGAAGCAGCCAUGGCCUUCUCUGAAAACCUGGCUUUCUCUCUCGACGAUCUUCGGAGGCAGCAUUAUCUACAUCACGACUGAUUAUCAAUUCACAGUGACCGCCUACAGUUGGGCCUUGGCCUACCUGGUGAGCAUGUCUAUAGAUUUUGUGUACAUAAAGCAUGUGAUCAUGACCAUAGGGUUGAACACAUGGGGCCUGGUUCUUUACAAUAAUCUCGAGGCCUUACUUCUCUUUCCCCUCGAGUUCUUGAUCAUGGGGGAGUUGCAGAAGAUGAAGCAUGAUAUCUCAGAGGACUUGCACUGGUACUCACCUGGUGUGGUUACACCAGUGGGUUUGUCUUGUCUCUUUGGGCUUUCCAUCUCUUUCUUUGGGUUCUCUUGCAGAAGGGCUAUAUCAGCUACUGGUUUUACUGUUUUGGGCAUUGUGAAUAAGCUGCUCACUGUUGUAAUAAACUUGAUGAUUUGGGAUAAGCACUCAACAUUUAUUGGGACUUUUGGGCUCUUGAUUUGCAUGUUUGGAGGAGUUCUCUAUCAACAGUCCACUAGUAAGCCUUCUUCGCCCUGUAAGUUGCCGACUGAGAAGGCCGGUGAUGGAGAGGAGAAGAAAUUGCUUGCAGAAAUGGAGACAGAAGAAUCACAUGAUAUAGAGCAGCAACCUGGUUCAGAAGAGAAGCAGUAACAUAUG